CGCAGUUUAUCCUAAUUUACCAAUGAAAAAUAUCUUACUAUUUAUCAGAUAUUUUUUUAAGUAAAAAUCUAAAUCAUUAACUUUUUUCUUUCCAGAAAUUAUAAGUUUUUCGAAAUGUCUGUAAAAGAAAGUUAUUCACGACAAUAUAGAAAACGUAAACUGGCGGCGGAAAAGCACGCUAAUGACGUCACGAACAAGCGACACAAGAUGGAAGAAACGACGACGUCCUAUGACGUCACACUGGAGACAUGCACACGUCAUAUAUCACCACUUCGACCGAGCAUGAGGCGUAACAGUAUGACGUCAUCAAGUAUUAUUACGUCAACGCCGAAACGUCGAUCGCCGAAAGAAAAACUAUGGAGGCCGUGGGUGACGUCAUCAAAUGAUGACGUCAGGUUACGUCACAACAUACGUCAUCACGAGUAUCUACAAACAAUUCGUCAGUCAGGAACACAACGUCUCGAUCUACAACGCCAAAGCGGUAUCACCCGGUUAUAUCAUGGUGUUUCCCCGUUACGUCACGGUGCUUCCCCAUUACGUCAUAAUUACGUAGGCAACAACGAGAAAGUAAAUCCAAGAUGGCGGGCAGCAGUUCAAGUUUCAACCGGGUUUGAACAUUUUAAACACCCAGUCAAAUUAAUGUGGCCUCGAAGCAAAGCACACGACUACUUCUACGCGGAAGGUCAAAAACUUCUCGAAGGCUUCCCUGUUCAAGCUACAAUAGGUCUUUAUGACGACACAGACAGCGAACAAUCAGACGAGCAUUGUUUAGAACAAACAAACUUGUUUAGAUCGCGAGCAGCUAACCAAGUUCUAGUUCAAAACUGACCGCAUUUAUAUUUAUUGAAUAAAAUACAAAACAAAUACCAUA
Molecule: messenger RNA, 871 nt
Organism: Ciona intestinalis (vase tunicate)
Lineage: Eukaryota; Metazoa; Chordata; Ascidiacea; Phlebobranchia; Cionidae
Biological process (GO): negative regulation of transcription by RNA polymerase II; embryonic pattern specification
Cellular component (GO): nucleus
Source: RefSeq, a predicted model, not a curated record